Molecule: messenger RNA, 1914 nt
Organism: Diprion similis
Lineage: Eukaryota; Metazoa; Arthropoda; Insecta; Hymenoptera; Diprionidae
Gene: Flo2
Product: flotillin-2
Exons: 8
Coding region: 418-1692 (424 amino acids)
Biological process (GO): regulation of myoblast differentiation; protein localization to plasma membrane
Cellular component (GO): plasma membrane
Source: RefSeq, a predicted model, not a curated record
CAGAGUAACCGUUGUCACUAGCGCUCUAUUCGGCAAUACGGUGAGUGAGAUGUCGUUCUUCCGACAGUCGCUGCUCUGACAUGUUUACUUCCGUUCCAGGUUUUGGAAAAUAUUAGAGCUCGUCGUGCACUCGCUUUCGAGUUAGUUGCUACAGGCGCACCGUUCAAGAGCUGAUAUCGUCGAAGUGUGUUCAGUGUCGUACAGUAAUUAGUUACUUGUUAGUGUCGUUGGUCGGUGAUUCGUAGUUGUCGCGUCGUCUCUGGUCAGUGUCUUGUGUCAGUGUGAUAAUUAUCAGUACUGUUUACAACUCCUCGAUCUGAUUGUUGUGUUGUUUUCUGUGCGUUUUAUGUGCUACGUUUCUUCUACUGUCAUUCCAAUUGGAUUAUAAAAACCAUACAUACAUAAAUUCAACCAGAGAUGGGGAAUGUUCACACUUGCGGACCGAACGAGGCGCUCGUCGUAUCAGGGGGAUGCUGUGGCUCCAUGAGAAAACGGACCAUCGUGGGUGGCUACGCGUUCACCUGGUGGUUCGUUACGGAUGUUCAGCGGCUGUCUCUCGAAGUGAUGACCUUGAACCCCCGCUGCGAGUACGUGGAGACCGCUCAAGGCGUACCAUUGACCGUGACCGGGGUCGCCCAAUGUAAGAUCAUGAAGGCUGACGAACUUCUGCACACGGCCAGCGAGCAGUUCCUCGGAAAGACUGUCAACGAGAUCAAAUCGACCAUUCUGUCAACUCUGGAGGGUCACUUGCGCGCCAUUCUUGGAACUCUUUCUGUAGAAGAGGUGUACAAAGACCGCGACCAGUUCGCAGCACUAGUACGCGAAGUGGCAGCGCCUGACGUGGGCCGCAUGGGCAUUGAGAUCCUGUCUUUCACCAUCAAAGAUGUCUACGAUGACGUUCAGUACCUGGCUUCCCUCGGGAAAGCCCAAACAGCCGCUGUGAAACGAGACGCUGACGUCGGCGUCGCUGAGGCGAAUCGAGAUGCUGGAAUUCGAGAAGCGGAAUGCGAGAAAUCAGCGAUGGACAUAAAGUACAAUACCGACACUAAAAUCGAAGACAAUGCGCGACUUUACCAACUGCAGAAGGCGCUUUUCGAUCAAGAAAUAAACACAGCGAAAGCCGAAGCUCAGCUAGCCUACGAGCUCCAGGCUGCGAAAAUCAAACAACGAAUACGAAACGAGGAAAUCCAAAUCGAAGUCGUCGAGAGGCGCAAGCAAAUCGAAGUCGAGGAACAAGAGGUUCGUCGUAAGGAACACGAGCUUCGAAGUACCGUGCGACUUCCAGCUGAAGCGGAACACUACAAAAUGGGCAGAGUAGCCGAAGGAAAAAGGACGCAAACGGUCGGCGCUGCAACAGCCGACGCCGAAAGGAUCCGAUUAAUUGGUCAAGCUGAAGCGGAAUCAUUGGAAGCCGUCGGGAAAUCCGAUGCUGAAAGAAUGCGAAUGAAAGCACAGAUCUACAAGAAAUAUGGCGAUGCUGCGAUUCUCAACAUCAUUCUAACUGCUAUGCCAAAGAUUGCAGCCGAAGUAGCUGCGCCAUUGGCCAAAACGGAAGAGAUUGUGCUUUUGGGAGGUGGCGACGGAACGAGUUCAGAAAUUACACGUCUUGUAGGUCAAGUCCCGCCAGCAGUUCAAGCAUUAACAGGUGUUGAUCUUUCCAAAGUACUUGGAAAAAUACCAGGGGCCAAGUAAACACGAACAACCAGUAAUAGGAUCUGAAAAUGAAAUUUUACUCUUAUAUAGCAGAUCAAACGGUUAAAGAAAAGGCAAAUUCAAACAACACAUUAUGCAUAUUACCAAUCAAUUCUCUACCUUACUGCCCACUCCCAUUUUCUCCUCGAGGGAACAAACCUUUGCUUACUGAAUCUGGAUUACUAGAUUAUUAGAUCUUUGGCCUUGAUUAAAAAACCAAAA